Molecule: messenger RNA, 7032 nt
Organism: Ornithodoros turicata
Lineage: Eukaryota; Metazoa; Arthropoda; Arachnida; Ixodida; Argasidae
Gene: RhoGAP1A
Product: active breakpoint cluster region-related protein-like
Exons: 23
Coding region: 195-3866 (1223 amino acids)
Biological process (GO): positive regulation of GTPase activity; signal transduction
Cellular component (GO): membrane
Molecular function (GO): GTPase activator activity; guanyl-nucleotide exchange factor activity
Source: RefSeq, a predicted model, not a curated record
AUCACAUCAGUCGCUCCUCAAGCGUUGGAGCGUUUCGCUGUGUCGUCAUACUGUGUUUUCGGGGUUCAUUCGGCGAGGGAACUAUGGAUUAAUGUGCAUCCACGUAUUUGGAUAUCACUCGGUGAAGUGUCAGUGUUCGUGUCUUCUGUGUAUGUGAAUGUUUACGUGGUCAGUAGCGGCCUGACAGUGCGGUCAUGGAAACUUUCAACGACUUACAGAGGAACUGGGCUGAACGAUUUCCGCACUCCAAACUUUCUCUGAUAUGGGAGGAGGACGUUCGUACCUUGCUCGCGACUCAUCGACAGCGUGUGGCCCAACUGAAAGAAGAACUCGAGCAGGAGGAGUUCCUUGUGGGGUACUUCGAAACAUACUUGGCGGGUGCCGGUCGGGUAAAGAAGACGUCGUCGAGCAAACUGAACCAGUGCGAACGUCAAAAUGGCGACACUCCUCACAAUAGCGACGGCGUCGCCGCUUCGAAUGGGUUGUCAAACUCGCUCGAUGCUUCUGUCUUAAAAUCCGAUAAAUCACUGGCCAGUAAGCAGUCCGAUGAAGACAUUCCAAAUGUUUCGGACACCACGAAGAAGUCGCAGGGCGCUAGGAACAGCACUGGUGAAGUGGAUAAACCCUACGUGACAGUUAUCGCAGUAAGCGGGAUAAGCCGGUCGUCCAGCUGUGACAACGCACCCUCUUCGUCGACAAAGGAUAAGGUAUUGCCAACUUCGCAAUCUUUGGACAGACCCGACCAUCAAGAUUCUCCACAACCGCGACGCAAAAAACCUCCGACACCGCCACCGAAACGCUGCAAGUGGCCACCUCCAUCUGGAGCUGCGACUAGUGAGUACGUAUCUCCACGAGAAGGACAGAAAACCAAGGAAAGAUGUGACAAGACAGUCGAGAAACACGAGGCAGACACAGUGGAGGCCCAGACCUGUAAACAAACCGAGGCGCCGAUGGCGUUCAGUACAUUCCGUCCGCCACCGACGGAGGCCCAGGUGUUUCCGUCAGCGCCAGCUGCUCAAGAUGCAGACGAGGGGUCUGCUCUUCAUGGCAGUGCGGAGUUUACAGACGACGACGUUAUUUACGAUACGGUAGCCUUCGACGAAGAAGCGUCUUGGAACGGUGCUGGAACGGAAGACGACGAGGCUGUGGAUCCGGACUACGUGGAGUUCGGAAAGUUCGUCGGUUCCACGUCGCAGGCAAGACUGUCGGAUGGCGAGCAACUGGAUGUCGUUUCUGCUCUCAACACAAGGAGCUUCGCCACGUAUGAGAAUAUCGCCCUGUUAAAGGCGUCGGAUUCUAUGGAUUCAGAAGAAGAGGACGGCUCCAUGCUCCGGUCAAUGUCCAGCGACGCGGAUUUAGACCACGACGGCAUGGGGACGGGUACAACGAGCAGCGACCAGAGCGCAGGGGCUCGCAGCGACCGUGCCAAUGGAGAGAUGACGGUUGAAGAGAUUUUGGACGCCGAUUCAGGUGUCUACAGCAGUUCAGUUGAGUCUGCAUCGUUCUUGAGCUCUGGAACGCCGCCUGUAACGAGGAAGAUCAAUAAUGAAGCUGAGCAAAAUGGAGUCCAGCAUUCAGAAGAUGAGAGGACGGCAAUGUGCAAACGGAUCGUCAGCAGUAUUAUUGAAAGCGAGACAGCCUAUGUCGACUGUCUUGACACGCUUAAUCAGUAUGCAAAGGCACUUUCAAGUGCCAUUGGGACCAACCAAUCAGUGUUAUCGAAGGAAGAGAUUGACGUUAUCUUCUUCAAGAUAGAGCAGCUCCACGAGACGCAUCGCAACUUUCGCGAUGGUCUGCGUAGGAACCUGGAGAACUGGGAUUCCAAGCCAACAAUAGGCGAAAACUUCAAGUUUCUUGCAAGUCGUCUUCAAGUGUACAAGCUCUUUUUGGAAAACUACUCCAAGGCCAUUGAGACUGUUCGCCACUGCAACUCUUCCAAUAUCAAGUUCGAAGAACUGUUCAAGAACAUCAAAUUGAACACAGCAAGAGGUCAGGCAGCAACGCUAGAAGACCUGCUGCACAAGCCAGUUGCUAGGGUACAAAAGAAUGCACUCGUGCUACAUGACUUGCUCCACUAUAUACCGAGCAGUCACCCUGACUACAAUAACCUGAAAACUGCCCUGAAAUUGACGCAGCGUUUCCUCAACGAGCUGAAACUUAAUUCAGCAGAGAGCAUGUUCCCGCACCAAGACCGUGCUCCGAGGCAUGUUGUGAAGAACAGCUUUAUUGUGGAGUAUUCGGAGGGCCACAGGAAGCUCCGGCAUCUCUUUCUCUUCAACGACGUUAUUGUUUGCGCAAAGUACAAGCCGUCCUCAAGACAAAAAUUUACAUUUGAGGUGAAGUGGUACAUUCCACUAAGUGAUGUGACCCUCAUGGAUGCUGAAGGUGAAGCAGAGCCAAUUAGGGAAGACAACAAGAUGAACAUAUGCCAGCUGAGGUCACGUGCCAGCACGCUCAGAGACCUGGUGAUGAAGGAAGAGAGAGAUACAGCUCGUGCAGGAAAGGCACCACCUCGGAACUUGGAGAGGAACCGGAAGAAACUAAGUGAAUUGGAAGCGCAGCUGGUGCUCCACUCUCCAAACCUGCCUUUCAAAAUUGGGUACAGGAGUAGCAAGACGUACGCUUUCUUCCUGUCAUCCGAGUUUGAGAGAGCCCAGUGGAUUGAAGCCAUCAAUGUCCUGCAGUCUUCAGCUCCGCAGACCGCGUCAACACCGAGCCUUUUGGAGCUUCAGAGCUGCAUCACAUCAACGAGAGGGUGCAUGGGGACCAACAUGGGAUCUUUCUUGUCCAGAACAGCGAAAGAUGAAGACCUUCUGGUGGGGGACCUCCACAUCAUGGUUCAUAACCUCCAGGGCCUAACGCGACCAACAGAUAUCUUUGUCUGUUUCGAAGUAGACUCCUAUGGGCAUUUUUUCAAGAAAGGAAGGACAAAGACAUGUCACAACACAGUGGAGCCUAUUUUUAGCCAGGAGGUUGUGAUCGACCUGGAUGGAUCGCAGACCUUAAGGAUCCUGUGCUACGAGGAAAACGAAGACGAGUCGACAAUGGGGCCCCUCCUGCGAGGCAAGGCCUCCAUCGAGAUGAGCCGAUCUUGGCUCACGGACAAGUAUCAGGAAAAAUCAAUCAGUCUGCAAGAGUGUACGUUAAACAUCAGCAUUAAGUACAUCUCAUCAGAGAUAACGUUGCACAGGGUGCCUUCGUGUAAACCGAUAGGGACCUUUGGAAUGAAAGUGCAACAGGUCUGCAAAAAGGAGAAAAGCAGAGUGCCAUUCGUAAUAACCUGCUGCGUGCGAGAGGUUGAAAGAAGAGGCAUAAAUGAGGUUGGCAUCUACAGGGUGUCUGGCUCCACAUCAGAUGUUCAGAGACUGAAAAGGACAUUUGAGAACGAUCCAUAUGAAGCUGAGCAACUGAUGAAAGAAGUUGAUGUCAACAACGUAACUGGCCUUCUAAAACUGUACCUGCGUGAGCUACCAGAAGCGCUCUUCACAGAUGCCCUCUAUCCCAAGUUGUUUGAAGCGUUCAACAAGCACGACCAGGAGGAAAAGCGACAGAUGCUACUGGGGUUAUUCGCCAAGCUCCCAGAAAUCAAUCAGAACGUCACUGUGUUCCUUAUUGACCACAUGGUGAAGAUUAACAGCAACGAAGCGCAGAACAAGAUGUCACUGCACAACCUCGCGACAGUAUUCGGGCCGACCAUCAUUCGUCCGGCCAGCCAUUCAUCCAAUCACAACCCGAGUGACCUUCUCACGACCAGCACAGUAGACGUGAUGGCUCAGGCUGGCAUUCUGUACUUUUUCCUGCGACGCAGGGCUGCGGGGAUGCCCCUUCAGCUCGAAGCAGAGGCCGCUCCAGCCUCAAAUCAUUAGGUCGAUGCAGCAUUCAGUUUUGUAAGCGUUGUUCAUUUGCACUCGAGCACUUGUGGUAAGAGACCACACACUGGCAGUUGUCGCCUGCACAGUGUGUGUGUGCGUGUGCCCGUCGCUGUUUACAUUGUUCACCUAGUCUUCUUCAGAAUGCCUCUCAUUUUGUGUCUCAAUUUUAGUUCUUUAAUUUUGUGCGUUCUCUUACAACGAGGAAGAGGGCUGUCCGUCGUCGUUGAUUAGUCUAAGUCAUAUCAUGACGUGUACGGUUUGAUACGCAAGAGCAGCUCUAAAUGUUCUUUGUCGUGGUAUUUGUUUCUCCUCAAAAGUGGAAGGUGCUCACUACAUGAUAUUAUUUUUUGUUUUAGUAUUUUAGCUGAGUUUAUUGUUUUUUUUUCCUUUCUCUUUCUCUUGAUUCCCUCUGUCAUGUGCAGUGUUUAAUGAAUGCUAACGCCACUGUAUGGGUGAUGGGACAUUAUAAAUGAAGCUUUUUAUCAAAAUGUGGAUGUAGUCAGAAUAGAGAUCAAACUGUUAGGAACAACAGCAGCAACAACUUUAUUGCGACUAUGAUGACUAAGAGCAUCUGGUUUGAAGCUUUCGUCCAGAGUCUGCACUGCAUCAAGUCAAGGCCAGCUGGUGAUGUGCUGACUCUGCACAAAAGCUUGUAAAUUAAUCUAGACUCUCCUGACUGUUUGAGUACUAUUCGGACUACCUCCUUCAUGGACUUCACGGUGCUUUUAUAUUUUGUCUGUUUACAAGGAAUGAAUUAAGAGAAACUGCAAGAUUCAUUCUAAAUGCCCAAAUAUCCUUUAUAACUUACACCAGAGCUGCAUUUCCUUAGUCGGUCACUCAAGUGCACACAUUGAGGUAGUUAUGCACGCUGGAUGCACUGUUGAGACUUUUUUUUGCGUUUACGUCUUAGGAAAAGCCACAGAGACUUUACGCCACUUUUUAUAUUCCGAUCUUUACUCUCACCUUUCUGAAAUGUGCUCCGCUUUUCUGAUGGCUUUAGCUUGGUGACUUCACCUUCACCGGUGACUCACACAAGUUGGGUGGCUCUCUCGGGCCUGAAUUUAUGGCCUGUGUACUUGUAUAUUCGGACCACCACUUCGUGUGGUCGGCAAGUUGUCCAGCAUCUACUGCAAUAUGAAUGCCUGUAAAUAGUCUAUUUAUUAAUAUAAUUUUUAAUGCUUCUCCAGUGUGCUUGCUACCGUAGUAUAGCAGGUCUCGUCGUAAUGCAACGAUGUGUGACACUUCAGCACUUUUUAACCGACUUUUCUCUAGAGAAGGGGGCAGGUAGUAAGGUUAGAGACGAGACACCGUUUUUACCACAAAAACUAAUUUUUGCAGGUUGUGAUGCACAUCUUGGCCAUAAUGCCAUAGGGCCUAUAUUUUGUGGACAUGUGAUGAAGGGCAAGGGAAGCUGUCACACGAAAACAUAAACGAGUCAGACUUGUGUAAGCAGUGAAUAGAUAAAUGGUUAGCUAUCAUUUUGAUAUUGCUCUCUGGGGACAUCACAGUGACAAUAUGCAUUGUUCUAUACAUUGUCUAUGUAGACAAAACAUAUUGUCUACAUAGACAAUAUGUUUUGUGAACUUGCAAAAGUGAGGCAUUAUUAUGGUUGUGCACACAAUGGUUGAAGUACAGAGUGAUGAUGGCUGAAGACAUGCAUUGCUGUACCAAAAAAAGUAAAUUAUAACUUUUUUCUUGCAAGAUUUGUAGUUUUGGUUCGUGGUCAGUGAGGGAUCCAGUUGCUUCACACUUACUGCAUGAAUAAAGUAAAAUCUAUCGACAUUGCUUAUAGAUAUGUAUUGGCAAGGCAGUGUCCAAAAAGUGAAACAUACAUCAAAAAGUGUAAUUUAGACACUUGUCUUGUUUGAAGCAUGUGACUGCAGCCACAAAACUCCUUCUCAAAGGACAAAUAUUUUAUGUAAGCAGGUAAUUUUUUAAUCCUCUAUAGAAUAGUUCUGAAUCAGUCUUCCAGAUUUCAUUGAGCUAGAUACCAUUGUUUAAAUAAAUUGGACUUUCAAGCAAACCUGACCCUUAAUAUACAAGAAUUCCAUACUGAGUAAAAAGACCCUGAGGUUUUGCAGUUUGUAAAAUUUAGCUAUAAACCAGGCUCUACAUAUGCUUGUGUACCUAGAGGCAGCUAUACUGCAUAGCACUCAUAAUGAUAUGGGUUCAAACUAGAGGGAUCAAGCUUUCAGGUGAUAUGCUAUUCCCCAUAUGCACAGAGUUUUUCUUUUCUUUUCUUUUUUUUUUUUUUUGUGCAAACUUAUUUUGUGGUGGGAAUAUUUACUUCUGUGUAAAUAGGUGUUCACACAUCAGUGGUAGCAAAACUCAUCUAUGCAAUCGACCCAUUUCCAGUAUCAUAUUUUUUUUAGCAUGUCUUGAAAAUUUCUGUAGGGUAGUACCCUUACCAUAUGUGUACAUCUUCUACAUUGCACUCUGGGACCAGGCCAUGCUUGAGCUGAGGGCACCUAAGAUUUGGAUAUGGUUCAUCAUGGCUCUUUUUUUUAGCACACGUGGGUUACAAAGAUGUAAAUGUUGGCAUUCUGCUUUUCCUUCUUUUCUAUGAGUGAGUGAACUGCUUUGGAGACCAGUCUUUUUUUGCAGUUCUUUGGAGUGGUAGUGUGUCUUUUGUUGUUGUUGUUGUUUUUUUUCCUGCAACAUGAACAUGCCUUACAUAGCCUUACUUUGUUAUUGUGUGAAAAUUCACAAGUUCACCACCACUGCCAUUUUCAUCACCACUAAGUCAUGUAGAUAUAAUCUGGCAUCUAUAGGAGAAGAAGGCGUUAAAUGGUGCUGUUUGUUUCGAACAGCUUAUUUGGUAACAGCUACAUAUAUUUCUUUGUAUGGAGUUUCAUUCAUCAUUGUACACAUAUUACUUCUAGUUGGUAAGAAAAUUUUAGUGGUCUCCACCUUUGCCUUUUAUAUUAACUACAUUCAUCAUUGUGUUGCAUUGCAAUUUAGUUGCUGAACAGUGCAGACAAUUGUCUCUGCCACAUUGUAGGUUAUCUCGAAUAACUUUGCCCUCAGAUUUUCCAUUAUAUUCACUGUGGUGUGUAAGUUAUCUGUAAAUAGAUGUGAUAUAUGGCUUUUGUAUGUGUCUGGCCACAGAUUUGGCGCUCACUGACAGUUUGUACAGAAAUAAAAAAAUUUUGAAAUGGUA